AAGAUCUUUCCCCUUUUAUUUAUUUAUUUUUUUAGUUUCUCUAAUUUAUGGAGGAACCAUAAAGCCCAAGCCCAAGCUCUCUGUUUUUAUAUAUUGCCAGCACUCUCUGCCUCCUCUCCCAAGUGCCAGUCCUCUGUCAUGGAAGAACCAGUGGUUUCAGAGUGUGAAGUUCAUACCUCCUCCCCUUCUUCAUCUUCCAUCAUCAGCAGCACCACCACCAUCAACUCCGCCACCACCACCACAACCACCACCACCGCAACCUCUGCCGCUUCCUCAACCGCCAGCAACACAGAAUUGGAGCAAAAUCAGAACAAGGCAGCAGAAGUGAAGAAGACCCAGAAAGGUUCAGGGAAAGUGCAAGAAGCAACAAGUGGAAAUGAGAGCAAGAAACGCCAUAAGAGUGGAAGUGACGGUAAGCACCCGACCUAUCGCGGCGUUAGGAUGCGUAAUUGGGGCAAAUGGGUAUCUGAAAUCCGAGAACCCAGAAAGAAAUCAAGGAUCUGGCUUGGAACAUUUCCAACUCCAGAAAUGGCGGCUCGAGCCCACGAUGUAGCCGCUCUCACAAUUAAAGGUAAUUCAGCCUACCUCAACUUCCCUGAGCUUGCUCAAGACCUUCCUCGUCCUGCCACCACUUCUCCUAAGGACAUCCAGGCAGCCGCCGCCAAGGCUGCAGCCACUGAAUUCACAUUAAAUCCGAGAAGCCAUGAUGUAGCCGAAGAAGAGCCGAGCCAACCCGAGCUGACAAUCUCCCACUCCCACUCCCCUACUUCUACUACAACAUCAGAAGACACUCAAGAAUCCUCAUGGUCUCCAUCCAUGGAAGAUGAUGAGACAUUGUUCAAUGACCUGCCGGACCUCCUUAUUGACCUCACCGCCACCACUGCCACCGCCACCGCCACCGCCGGCGAUACAAGUGAUGGUUUCGGGCUCAAUUUUUCAUGGUUAAGUCCCGGCGGAGGAGACUUCGGAUUCCGGCUGGAGGAACCGUUCUUGUGGGAGUACUACUAGUGAAGAAAGUAGUGCGACACAUAUUUGUGUGAAUGUACAACACUAACUUUCGGAAUUUACCAGAAUUUGAGUGCCAUACUUAGUUCUCUAAACAGAAAGAAACCCAAUUGAGGGAAUUGACAUUUGAAUCUUUUGGAUUUGGGUUUGUUAUUUUUGCUAAUUCAGUACUCAAUUCUCCACCUUUUCUUCAGGAUUUGCAGGGACUAGAAAAAAGAGUGGGUGGGAGAAGGGAGUUGUAGUCUGUACGUAGUUCCAUUGUCUCACUUCGCUAACAUGCGCCCUGAAGGUGACUGGGUCCUUUUACCCUUCACCUUUUUAUAGUUACAUUAAUAACAAUCACAAGUUCACAAGUUCCA
Molecule: messenger RNA, 1364 nt
Organism: Macadamia integrifolia
Lineage: Eukaryota; Viridiplantae; Streptophyta; Magnoliopsida; Proteales; Proteaceae
Product: ethylene-responsive transcription factor ERF039-like
Exons: 1
Coding region: 139-1008 (289 amino acids)
Biological process (GO): regulation of DNA-templated transcription
Molecular function (GO): DNA binding; DNA-binding transcription factor activity
Source: RefSeq, a predicted model, not a curated record